UCUCUCUCCUGUCUGGGACUAUUCUUUGGCUUUGCCUCUUUAUAAGAGCCUGCUUGCUUUCCCUCCCGCGGCCUGCAGCCUUUUGGUAGAGCACACUAGACACACUGCGCGCAGGGCCCUAAAAGCAGCCUCAACACUGCAGGCGUGUCUUGUCUUAUUGCGCCAUUAGCAUCUUCUUCCCUCCCCUCUGCCUCGAGCGGCAAGUGUUUAAUGCGCGAAUGCUCCUUCUGUCGUUGCUGCAAUCCACACUAUCUCUAGCACAUAGCAGCAGGAGGAGGGUGCAGCUCUACCUCAGUCCUCAGCUUACUUGCGUCGCAGUAAAAUCAAGGUGGCAAGAAAGAAAGAAAGAUGGAACAUGGGUUCUGCAACGACAUGAUCUUAAGCGAGAGCGCGUGGAACAGCGGCGACGGCGGCGCCGGGGGCGGGGCGGCAGGUGACCUUGUGGAUGUGGUGGACGGGGGCAGCGGGAUGACGGUGCUGGAGAGGCUGGUGCUGGACGAGGCCCUGGCGGCGGCCAUCCUGGAGCUGCAGGGCAUCCAGGUGCCGUGCAAGGCGGCCCAUUCCCUCCCGGCGAUGAUGGCCGGCGGCGUCGUCGAGGCGUUCGGCGGUAUGCCUGCGGCUGCUGCCUACGGAGACGCUGACGGGGUUGUCGUGCAGCGAGUACAGCAGCAUCGCCAUCAGGGAGCGAUGGGGAUGCCUGCAGCCGCUGACUACGACCUCGUACCAGCACCAGCUGCAGUACGGGCUGUCACGUUGGCCGCUACUGCACCUUCCUUCGCAAACGCCAAUAUUACUAGUACUACUGCCUUUGACCGCGUCGAUGCCGAUGUCUUCUCCGGCAACGAUGCGGCGCCGAAGCGCGCGCUGGCAAAAGCAGGAGCGGCAACAACGACUCCGAGGAGCCAGUGGGCGGAAGAAGAAGCUGGCAACGGCAGUAGUACUGCUGCCAAAAGGCAACGCCGGUCGAGCAGGAAGCGCAAGGCCACGGCCGAGCCACCACCGUGCACGGACGAGCUGGAGAACCCUCUGUGCAGCCUCCUGGCCUCCACCAGCGCCGCCCGCGCCAACGCCAACGGCGGCAUCCAGAUCGCCUUCAGUUCUUCUUCUUCCACCAACGCCUGCAAGCGGACAAAGCCGUCCCCUGUAACUAUCUGCAGCAGCGCGUCGUCGAGCAUCAGCUUCGACGGCAGGGUCGCCAACAACGAGCAGCAGCAGCAGUACGAGCCGGACACGGAGGCCCUGGCGCAGGUGAAGGAGAUGAUCUACCGGGCCGCGGCCAUGCGGCCCGUGACCCUGGGCUGCAACGGCGGGGACGAGGACACGGAGCGGGCGCCGGCGCCGGGAAGGCGCAACGUGCGCAUCUCAUCCGACCCGCAGACGGUGGCGGCGCGGCAGAGGCGGGAGCGGAUCAGCGAGCGCCUGCGCGUGCUGCAGAGGCUCGUGCCUGGAGGAGCCAAGAUGGACACGGCCUCCAUGCUCGACGAGGCCGCCAGCUACCUCCGCUUCCUCAAGGCGCAGAUCAGGGACCUGCAAACCCUAGACCGCCGGAAUUACCCCGCCGAUCACUUGAACAACUGUACGGCGGCGCCGUUGAUGGGAUACAACAAUGGCAUGCCGAACUUCGCAUUCACGCCGGCAGCCGCAGAAACAAGAACCCUAGGGGGAGGAGGAAGAGGAGAGGAUCAGCCGCCGUUCAUGUGCGGCCAGUUUAGAUAGAUUAAUAAUCUGAGACAUGCAUGUAUGCAUUGCACGCAAGUGUUCUUCUUUCAUGUUAAUUUUUGUCUCCAAUCCAAUGUGAGUGAGACCAUGCAUAUGCAUGCUGAUGCAUGCAUCGAUCGCAUGAUGAUUAGCUACUGAUUAGGGAUGAUGAUGAUAUCGAUAUAUGGAAUGAACCAUCAUGUUGGUCAAUCCGUUCUUCUUAUUCUUCUUCAAUUGCUUUUCAUGUUGAA
Brachypodium distachyon (stiff brome) is the source of this 1949-nucleotide messenger RNA. RefSeq names its product transcription factor APG. Bases 349 to 1716 code for a protein of 455 amino acids. The record is from RefSeq and is a predicted model, not a curated record. Gene Ontology annotation, molecular function: DNA-binding transcription factor activity; protein dimerization activity. Lineage: Eukaryota; Viridiplantae; Streptophyta; Magnoliopsida; Poales; Poaceae. Gene Ontology annotation, biological process: regulation of DNA-templated transcription. The transcript is spliced from 2 exons.